ACGCGUGUGUCAGGAACGCGCAUACAUUUCUGUCGUGACUGGCCAGAAGGCGGCGCAGAGGGGACGUGAAGGGGUAGAGGCUUGGGAGAACAAACAGGCGCGUAGAUAGGCCAGCUCAUACGGUGGAGUUUCCGCAGCGAGCUACGGAAUCAUCCUAUGCUCGUAGGUUGCCGCGCGUGACUCGUGUUUAGAGGGUUCCUCGUCGAUGGUCACGCGUCGUGUCAACGCGAAUAGUGACUAAUGACAUUUGACAACGACACGAUCGCGCCGCGUUUAAAAAGGGUGGUUCGAUGAGUAUUCACGAAAAUUAAUCGCGGAUAACUCUGAACAGGAAAAGAGGGUAAAUGCCGUGUAACUGGUUUGCGAACUGAUCGUCGGUAUCAAGGCGAUACGACGAGCUGCUGUGCCUGUGCUACUCGUGGUGGCGAGUGGCAGUGGUAGUGGUGGUCGUGGCGGUGGUGGUGGCUUUCUAUCGUGGUGGUGCCCGUUGGUAGCCGAGACUCAUAUCGUGGUGGUGGUGGUAGUAGUGGUGGUGCUGUCAGAAUAGUGCUGCGCCUCGUUCGGUGACGGUGGCAAGGGAGAGAAGGAAAAGUGGCCCUCGAGGUUACGAGGCCAGAGGAGAAAGUGGGUGUUGCCGGGAGUGACAACGGGAGGAUCAUCCAGGUCCUCGACGCCAGGACUCGUGGAACAGGGGAAUCGGAGUAUAGGAUGCUCGUCGGUCGACGAUCCAGGAGUCGACGUCUCCUAACCGAGAGCCUGAUCCUCGUUGAUCGUGUGCCUCGGUGCCUUCGACGUUGAAAAUUUGCGGACAGGAUGGCAGGAUCGAGCCGGGAACCUCGGCCAGGCCCUAAACGACAAUCUUCAUCCCUCGUAAGUCGUCGCGACAGACGAAGCUGGUCUUCGUUCGAUUAAAGGGCUGCUUCGAACGACGAAGGGUGAAAGAGAGAGGAGGGGUGGUGGUUAGGUUGGCGUCGCGAUCGAGAUGAGCGAUCUACAGGCCACUCUCGAGUUCUCCCUCGAGCUCUGCAAGUUCUACAAUGUCGACCUGUUCCAGCGUGGGUAUUACCAGAUACGAACUGCCCUCAGAGUGUCGCCCAAACUGCCUGUCAAGGUGGAGGUUAACCAGUUACGCAACCACUCGUUGGAGGCGCCUGGGACCAGCAAGCGUUUUCAGAUCCUCUACAGAAACGAAGAGGUGACACUCGGCACCUCGGUCUUAUUCCGAGCUCACGUGCUGGUGCACAGUCACAAGAUCGAGGAGAUUCUCUCCCGCACCCACUUCAAUCUCGGCGUCGAGCUAUGGUUCAGCGAGCCGACGCAACCAGGAAACAUGGCCUGCGUGUCGUCUAGGGCGUUGCAGCUGAACUUUGCGCCCACGAAGGGGCUUCACUAUCAUUUGCCGGUGCUCUUCGACUACUUUCAUCUUGCCGCCGUCUCCAUCACGAUUCACGCCUGCCUCGUGGCCCUUCAUCAACCUUACAUCAAGAAGAGCAUACUUCAUUAUGUCCAGAGCUGCGCGCCGCGUGGAGGGAAACCGUGGCUGCAAUUUAAACAGACUGCGGCAAACGGGGACAACAAUGCUCAGUUAGGAAAUAUCGAAACAACAACGAGGUGCGUUGGUUCAGCCACGAGGAUACAACACGCGAAAUUAGUUCAACAGGAAGUAAUCAGGUUACUUUUGGCCGCGAGGGAAUCUUUGCUCAACGACUUAGCCGAUCUAGCGCGUCUGCUACCUUCUUGCCAGCAAAGAGCGCUCGAGCUUGCUCAGAAUACGCACAAAGAAAUUACUAAGUUACAGAUGAUGGACACGGAGGAGACUGAUGUCGCUCAACUCUGCGCACAAAAUAUCGUUCUCUGGCAACAUUUUCUGGAAGCGUUCUCCGGACGCGAGGCUGUUCAUCAGCAUCUUGCGAGGAUCCAUCAUCAGCUAAGGGUGAAACGUUUUGCGGAAGGUUUCUUCGUGCUAGAAAACCCUAGGACAUCCGCAUGGGGCUGUUACGAUGCGAACUACCAGUCGUAUCAGGCGGUGAGCGAAGCCGCAAGAAGAUCGCGAUAUCUGUCCUUGUUGCCUCCGCUCCCAGUGCACUGUACGGAAUUGGACGGAGAUCUUCACUCUCUGCCUUUGAUCUUCGAGGAUCAGUACGUGGAUAUGAAGCAGAGGCACAGAAACAGCGUUCCCGGCAUCGACGACUGCAGUUGCGGCAUAGCAGCAAUCCUAGAGUCGCGAUCCAUGGGAAUCUGGUCACCAAGGAGCGAAGGCGCGGCUCAGGAUAUCGGUUCGGUUCAAGGUCGUCUCAUGCUCACUCCAUCCACGCUUCCUGCUAGGCACAGCAAAUCCUUGGACCAACUAGGUCCAGACAUCGCUCCAGUUCAACCAAGGACAUCGCCAAAGACGCUUCCUCGAUCCGUGUCCACGCAGCUGUUUCCAAGACAAAGAGGCGGGGCGCGAAACGUUACUCCACCAGCGACAGUUCCUUCGAGAGGAAGGCAAAGGUCGACAGCGCCGUCCAGUAGCACGCUUUUCCCUCCUUCGGGGCAGCAAGCCUGCUCCGCUCCAAACCCAUCCCUAGGAUCGACACCCGUGAUCCCGUUGCCUCGCGCCAAGUCUACGCAAAUGUUGGUGUUGCCCAGACAACAGAAUGAUCCUCAGAACACCUCGAUAACGUCGCUCCUCGCGGCUAUGUUUCCUGAAAUACCGCCAGGAGGACAGUUACCUGGGUACAGGCCGUCGAACAAGUCCUGCGAACAAACUCUUACGGUACCCACCUGUCUGGGAACGAUGGACCAUGCUCAGAUGACAGAUUGCUGGAGCGAGAAUAAGGCUCCCAAUAUUAAUGAAGAUUACCAUUCUCUGGAUACAAGAAGAAUUCGGCUAGAGCCACGCAGUCACCGAUUACCAACGCGUCACCCACUGUCGACCGCCAACGACCAAAACAACUUUUUACCAUUAAAAGCGAGCGUCAAUGGCGACACGUUUCUCCCAGAACAACAGCCGCUUCACACAGCCACCCUGGACAGAGUGACCUAUCGAGGAAAUUCCCGUAAACAAACGCAUCAAACUGGUGGCAAAUACAGUCAAACGAAUGGUCUAGAGUCUCGCAGGUAUCACACAAUUGGUAAAACUGGCUCCGGUUUAAGCCAGCGAAAUCGAGAGUUUCAGGAUUCAAUGAAUGGCGGAGGGUUACCCAGCAGUCAUUCGAUGAUGGCUGAUCCUUUGUAUAAAAGAUCCAAUUACACGUCGACAACUACAGACUCCUUCUUCUAUCGAACAAAUGGCACCAGUGGGAGAACACGUGGAGAACCAGAGAGACCAAGGAGACCAAAAAGCACAGAAAGAUUAGUAGAUGACGUUGAUCGUAACGAGUAUUGUGAUUUUCGAAGAGAAAGACCAAGAAGAAGAGAGGAGAGGUCUGCUAUCAAGAGCCCUCGUAAUGGCGUCGCGCCUUGUUACGGAGAAGCAGAGAAACAUAGGAGGCCACAUAGCGAAGAUAAGAUGCAAGAAUUAACUAACGAGAUGUUUUAUAAGGUGAUGACAGCUAUGUCUGAACCGAAGAAGGAACAACGUGUGGAGAAGAGGAAGGACAGGCAUGGAAGAAGACCGCAUUCUGCGCCUGUUUUGGAUAUUGAUCAUCCGGCUGAGGAGAAUAGGAAGUGUAGUCAUAGGAAUAGGAAACCAGCACCUCCUCCUCCAGCUUAUCAGGAUCCUGCGGUGGCUCCGCUGCCAAAGUACAGGCCUCCGCCUCCGGUAACCACGACGAGCGUCCUGGGGGUGGAGAAUAAUAAUAAAAUUAUCCUGAAGGUGGAGCCCAUCAAGUCUCCCAUGGAGGCGCCAGCAACGAAUGGAACAACACCAUCCGACACCUUCAGCGCUGUCCCAGCGCCAAGCGUGAAAAGACUGAGAUGCGCGAGUGUGCCAGUUGCGCAGAACAAAGUUGUGGUACCACGAAGCGCUGUAUCGUUACCUUGCAUGCCCAUACGCGACAGCAAGGACAGCCUUAGCAACAAUCUUCCCGUCAUUCCGAAUCCUCUCAGCCCGCCGUCCAGCAGACCGAGUAGCCCAACGAUGAGCUCCAGUUCCAGUAACCUUACGUCCGAGUGUUCCGGAUGGGUCAGCAGCGGGGACACGUCUAGCUCCGAGCAGCGUCGAAACGCGAAGCUAUCGAGCGAACAGCUUCGUCAAAAAUUGUCAAAAAUCGUACCAAGAAAAGAAAGACCCGCUCCAACGAAAGAAAGCGUAGAAGAGCAUUCGUACGAAGAAGUACGACUUCCGCCUCCUAAAAUGUUCCAGGACGAACCACCGCCUCCAGAGGAAUUUCGUGAUCCGCCUGCUAUCAUCGAUAAUCCUUUGUAUCACGUUUACGAGACGGUGAAACCGGUUAGAAGUCCUAAACAGACGAAGACUGCGCCGUGCAGUCCUCAGAAGAAUAGAGAUAGGGAGAGGGAGAGGGAGAGAGAUAGAGAUCUUCCAUAUGGAGCUAGAGAUAUUUGUUUAGAUUGUUAUCAAGAGGGCAAGGAAGUGUUACAGUCGAUUCAGGAUGAUUCGAUUAAUUUUAAAAAAUACAAGGAAGCGUUCAAGAGGCAGAUGAGCUUCUCAGGGAAGAUUUACAGAGAACACAAGGAAGCGCAGUUGCGUUUCCAUAAACGUGCCCAUUCCUUUGGAUACGGUGACUUCUUGACCCCGUCGUCGGUAAAACCUCUAAGAUCGAAUGUGCCUCUUAGUGAUUAUGCGACCCUGGCCUCGACCAUGCCGUACUUCCACAUCAGCAACGAGUACCGGGUGUUCUCGCCGGAAGGAGCUCAUCUGAUUAUCUGCGUGCACGGUCUCGAUGGCAACCCUGCUGAUCUUCGUUUGAUCAAGACGUACUUGGAACUGAGUCUUCCCGGAACGCACCUAGAUUUUUUAAUGUCUGAGAGAAAUCAAGGUGACACAUUUUCGGACUUCGAUACAAUGACGGAUCGACUGGUAGCCGAGAUUCUGCAUCACAUCGAGACGUCGGGCCUGAACCCGACGAAAGUCAGCUUUAUUGGACAUUCUUUAGGGACCAUCAUCAUAAGAAGCGCUCUGACGCGGCCUCAAUUACGGCCGCUUCUUCCACGUUUACACACCUUUCUCAGCCUAAGCGGUCCACACUUAGGUACACUGUACAACACCAGUGGAUUAGUUAACGCAGGUAUGUGGUUCAUGCAGAAGCUGAAGAAGUCCGUCUCGUUGCUGCAACUGGCUAUGAGAGAUGCGCCGAAUGUUAGACGGUCGUUCAUGUUCCGCCUCAGUCAGAAGAGCAAUCUCGAGAAAUUCAAACACGUGCUGCUGUGCGGGAGCUCGCAGGAUCGAUACGUGCCGUUUCAUUCUGCUCGUAUAGAACUCUGCAAAGCCGCCGUACGAGAUUCGACCGAUCAAGGUGCAGCAUAUCGUGAGAUGGUGCACAACAUCCUGUACCCGGUGAUGUCCUCGUCAGGAGUAAGUUUAGUGAGGUACGACGUGCACCACGCGUUACCUGCGACGGCAAACGCUCUGAUUGGCCGAGCCGCGCACAUCGCCGUCCUCGAUUCCGAGCUUUUCAUCGAGAAGUUCCUGCUGGUGGCUGGUGUGAAAUACUUCAGAUAAGGAACGGACUGCCUAGCGACUUAAAUGACGAACCGUUAAAGGAACAAGAUAAAAAUAUGAAGAGAAACUAGUCUAAUACUAGCGAAUUAACUAGCAACAGGGAGAGAUGAACAUAAAAAAAAAGAAAAAAGAAGAAUAAAGUCGAGAACGGAUUCUCGUAACUCUCCGUGUCGUCUUCGAUCGCAUUAGGAAUAAUUAGCGCGUCCUGCUCGAUAAUUGCCCCGCUUCUAAACUAAAAUAUCUUCGCCUCUUUUUUCAACGCUUGCUUCGUUUCUCUUCUUCCAAACGGUGGAAAAUUGGUCGUUCGAUCGAUCAGAAGCGGGGCAAUUCCAACGUUUUUACACACAAGUGGCCACAUCGUUCGGACAUGUUUUAAUAUAAGAACGUCGUCGAUCAGUUUCUCUCGUUAGGUUCCUAAGUGUCAUUCCAUCGUGGCGCCAUUCGAUGCGCGUCCCUCGCCCUCCAUUUCGACGAUUCAUCGACCCAUCGAACGAUUGUAACGUAUUGUAACGAAUGGACCUAUGCCUGCGCGAAGAAUGGGCCUACGUGAAUGCUUGUUUCCGCAGCUGGCUCUUCUCUCAAUGGAAGAAAAUCACGAAACGAGUAGCUUGAGAUUGGUUUAGGGUGGUUUCAUGGUCGAUGGUGUUGGAUGUGUUCACUGUUAUCUGAGACGAGUACGCGGAAGCAUUUAGGAAAAAUAGAAACGUUAGAUGAUAGAGUGGGAAUUUCAUGAAAAAUUAGAUAGAAAUGGCGGAGUUUUUAUUACUGACGUGCUACGUUACGUGUACUUUUACUCCUCUGUAAGCAAACCGAAUUAUCAACGAUUCCGAAUGUCUCGAAUAAUUUAAUUUUUAUCGGGAGAUCUUUUAACUUAACGCAGGAUCGUACAGUGCAAUGUGCAGAGAUGCAAAAAUGUUUAGUGACGCCUACUAAAAAGAAUACUGGGAAUACAGUAAUUUUCAACAACGGAUUCGAUAAGAGUUUCGAUUAAUAGUAACAUAAAUUUAUGUGCCAAUAAUCUUCUCACUUACUUGUCUUCGACAAUCUUCUCAAGGACCAUAGAAUUUUCUCAGAUUUGUCGAAGAUCCGUAAUUACGAAGGAGUUAGACUUGAAAAUAAUCUUACUUACAUCGUCUGUAAGUUCUAUGGAUGAACAUGUUUGCCUAUAGAGGAUUAAUGAUGACUCACAAGAUCAAAUCUUCUGACAAUGAAAUGGAAUACUGAUAGAAAAUGAUUUAUACAGGAUAUAGUAAAUGGAAUAUUUGGUCAGUGAUUUAACUUGAAUUAAAUGGGAAUUGAUGUACAAUAUCUAAAUAGAAACUGGAAUUGAAACUUCCUUUUUAUGAUGAUAAUUGUGAUAUAUACAUGAAUACUGCUAUAAUAAUGGUGCUCUGCUUCUUAUCUAUAUCGUUGUUAGUCUGUAUUCCAUUAAUUUAUCCAUCGAGAUGUAAUCUGUCUAUUAACACUUCUGUAACAAGCAUUCCAUUAAUUAUUAAUUCAGAGCUAAGAUAAUUUGUCAAGUUUCAUUUGUUUCUACGCAUACACAUACAUAUGUAUACGUGUCUAUUCAGAACAUCUUUCUUGAAAGCAACGCAACAAUAUUUCUCUAUAGAAAUGUUAAUAAUUCAACGUAUAUUAUGGUAAGUUAAAUCACUGGUUAUGAGUCACUGAUUAAUGAUAAUGAACGUUUACGUAAGAUUACAGAAACUACGCCAAACCAUCCUAAAGCAAUUGAAAACCAAUUUAAAUAUCGAGUUUUCGGCCUAUCGCAAAACCCGAUGCUGUCGAGUAAUUCCCACGGUAGAAAAGAGGAAUAGAAAAACGGGAAACGAAUAAUCAAUUCAUUAAAAGAUGAUCGAGACACGAAUAAAGGAUCGUUCGAACGAUCCUCAUCGACAUCUAUCAUCGUCAUCGACAUCGAUAUCGCGUCAUCGAUUCCAACCGGAAAAUCCGUUUUAACAUCACUGCGAAAAAAAAGCAAGAAAAGAAUCUCUCGUUAACAAAAUAAUUAAAACGAGAAAGGACAAAAUCGUGAACUCGCCUUUUUUCCCGCUUCUUUUUAAGACUCGAGAGAACACAGCGACGCAUCGCAUGACGGGUUUCACCGUGGCUCCUUUUAACGUAGCCCGGUGUCGAAAAAACAAAAAGAAAAAAAACGGAAAAAUCUAAAAGAAACUCAAAAAAAUAUACGAUGUAUAUUAUAGAAAACGAAAAAACAAAUUAAGACAAUGCAGGGACACAUUGUCUAGACGCUAGGAAAGUUACGAAACGCAUGUCAAUUGUUACUCUCAGAUAAGUGUGAGUGCGUGCGGUGUGCGGAGGAUGGAUGAGACGCGUAAAGUAUGAAAGCAAGAGAGAGAGAGAGAGAGAGAGAGAGAGCGUGAGAGUAUCUUAAUUUAAAAAGAAAAGAAAAACGAAACACAGAAAAUAAAAUACUAAGAAAAUGGCAAACAUUGCGGGAAGAGAUAAGGAAAGAAGGUGUGUAGGGAUACAAGGUACGACGAGGAAUCUCGAGAUGAUCGUUACGUCGAAGAAACUUACAGACACAAGAUAUCAAAUGUUUUUUACGUUCGAAUGGUGAUAGUGAGACGAUGAUAGUGAAACGACGAUAGUGAAAAUUAACGGACAGAAGCAAGACGAGCAAGAGGAAUAGUAGAGGAAUAAAAACACGAGGAGAAUGAGACAAGUGACUAAACAUUUUCAGGUAUAUGAAAUCCCUCCAAUACUAGAUCUCAAUUGCUCAGAACAAUCUAAGUAAAAAUGUUAUACAUUUAAUCGUAAAAUCGAAGCAACGAAGACGCGCGGCUAUGUCGCGUCUCUUAAUUGCUAAUCGUGAAUGUCAUCGAAAGAAUGGAAGAGAGAGAGAGAGAUACGUGUGCAAUUUUGACGUUUUCCAGGAUGGAAGAAGAGGGAGGAGGUCAUGAGUCGAUGAGAUACGCCGCGCUACGCCGAUACGAUUAUGGCAAUUUGAUUUUUCCACGCGACUGGAUGAAAGUCAUUUCGCGAAGCAUUUAAUCUGUUGCUAUUUUUUUUACAAAGUGUGGUUAAAUACUUUGAUUAACGUGUUUGUCGAUAAUUGAGUUUAUUUAUUUAUUGUUGUGAGAAUUGUCGUUGAAGCUAAUGUUUUUCAUUGAUUAUAUAUAUUUUUUUUUUAAUUUUAAGCCUUUACUUAUACCAGGUAACGCGAUUAUUAACGUAUUUGUUAAAUAUAAAUCUAAUAAUUCGUCUAUAAUUUACAUCGAUUAUAUAUUACAUUACACACUUUAUAAGUAUUUGAAUUAGUUAAUAAUUUUAAUCAAAAUUCAAAUAAAUUCUAACGUAACGAUUAAAAUCUGGACACGUUGAAAACAAUUUACAGAGCAUUAUUUGUAAACAAUUUUUACAUGAUUUUCUAUGCAUGUAGUGCAGGAAAAUUGCAAUGUCGUACGGCGAUUCUUCUUGUAAUAUCGUUAAGUGUAAACCCACUGCGCCCAAUAUAAACGUUUACCCAUGAAAUUGUCGUGUAAGCCGUUUACAUCGUAAAGAAAAUAAAAAAAAAAAAAAGAAAGAAAAAUGUUGCGCGUACUCGCGAAAAAUCGUGUAACGUUGUACACGUUCCGCGUCGCGCGAUGUGUUGCUAUACGGUUCAUCGGAAUUCUAGAACGAAUACUGCUUCUUCAGGACCACAGUAUCUUCGUAUCUUCGUAUUCGUCUUCGUUCGUCCGAGUCUCACACUCGUAACAACUGUCAAGCACAAAAGAGUUUUUAGAAUUUUUCCUGUCCAUCUAUAAGGUCACAUGGUUUUCGUUCAUUUUUCUUUCACGCAUUACGCUCUGUCGUUACUUACGAUCGUCGGAUUAUCGAGCGUGCGUUAGGAGCGAAGAGAAAGCAUUUGCAUUUGAAAUGUCAGAGAAUGGUUGUUUUUCAAUCUGUUUAAUUUCAAUCGAUGUUCUAUUUGAUAUCAAAAUGUACAUUCAAUUUUACUACUCUAGAUGAUACGUAUAUUUGUCUUACCUUCAUAAGGUGUUCGUGCGAUUAUUAAAUUAUUAACCAACAUGGUUUUCCUAAAUGACAAGUGUACAAUCGAACGUGGAAAGCAACCAAUUAAUCUGUUACAAGGCAAUUUUUCUCUCUUCGCUUCUUCUCCACUCGCGCGUUCCCAUUGAUUUCUCAGCCGUUGUUCGUCGCACACUCGCACGUAUAUCCUUUUUCUAAUCUCUUUGUAAUAUCUGGAACGUGUCAUCGCACGAACGAUCGUUCUUCGACGCGAUCUCGUUCUUGCGUCCUUGCGACGCAUCUUCUCGGCGUCGUGUUUUCGAUAUAUCGUGCCACUUCGAAUUUGUUCUUCGUUCGAAGAAAUUCUUCGAGUUUACGCGAGAAGAGAAUAGAGGAGGCGUGCCACCCGAAGAACGAUGAAACACGCGUUCUACCCCGUUUGUCGAUCGAUAGAAAGAGCGAAUGGUCGCGAACUCGGCGCGAAGCGGUAGAAAGAUUCGACGAAGCUAAAUAGUGCGAAGAGUUCGAAUGCGAUUCUGGUCGAAGGAAUUUUCAGUGCUGUCCUAUUGUUUGCUCAAUUGUACGUCGUUGUGUCUAAUUGUACGUUUAAUGCGCGUUCUAGUUAAUCGCCAAUCGAUUUUGUACUCUUAACCCACACCCCUGUAAUGUUAAGUUUUUACCGAUUUUACCGUUUCUACCGCAAUUUCUUGGCUCGGCCAUCGUAAAGAUUAAUGAAACGGGAAGAUAUUCAAAGAUCAUUGGAACUCAGAUAUGCCUGUUACUAAUACGAUUUUUAGCUGCCAUUAUAUUCGAGCCAUUUUGAUACUGAAGGUAUCGGAAUCUUUCUUUUUAUACGAUAAACGUGAAAGCAGAUUGAAUUUGUUACGAUUCAAUACGUUUUCGAAGAUUUAAAUCUCAGAAGGACAAUUGAGUUUUAAAUAAAAACGAAAAUAAGGGACAAGUAUAUUACUUUGAUAAACGUCGUAAAAGAAUAUUCAGGCAUAUCUAUGUUAAUUGAUGAACAUAAUGGAAGAACAAAGUAAUUUUUUCUUGAUUAGGUAGAAGAGAAAAGGAAAGGAAGAAUAAUGUUAAACAAAUUCUUGAAAUUCCUUUUCAUAAUUACGAUGUGAAUUCGAUAGAAUUCGAUAAUGUAAAUCAAUUAAAAAAGAAUUAUAAACGUCAUGUCGCGUUAAUGAAACUUUGCUCCUUAAUGGAUUAAAAAAAUUCUCUUUGUCCCCUGUAGGGGCGUUGGUCCUUUACCUUUCGCUGUGGUCGCCGAGUCAUCGGUUUUUCAUCUUUUUGUAUUCGUCUUUAGCGACGUGAUUUCGCCCAAACGCGAACGAGGAAUGGGUUCUUUCGAAGCGAAAACGAAUCGCUAACGUUCGUUAGAGCAGAUUGAGAAAAGGGAGAACGAAAUAAAGGAGAACGAAAGAAGUACGCGACUUGGAUGGAAAACGGUAUUUUCCAGGCGACCGAUCGCGAUUCUUCUUCUCUGGAUAUUGCACGAUCGUUGGAAUCGUUUCGAUAGAUCUCGUCGCUGUAUUCGUUGGACGAGAACAAUCGUAAACAUCAGCGUCGUAAUCGAAACGAUAUGUUCGAGUGUCGCUGGAAUGCGAAACGAUCGUCGAUCGAAUGGUUCACUGCGGAAGGAGGGCAGGUGAAUAAAAAACAAUAGAGAAAAGAGAGGAGGAUAGAAGGAGAUAAAGGGAGGGGAACUAAAUCGAUGAAGAACGUUUGUAGUUGCGGUAACGCAAUGUCAAUGAACAAGUAACAACAAUGUAUACACUAUACAUAAUAUACGAAUGCAUAUGAAAAGUGAAUAAAUCUACGUAUACAAAAAUGAGAUAGAUUAAUAAAAAAAAAAAAGAUUCA
Bombus pyrosoma is the source of this 11452-nucleotide messenger RNA. RefSeq lists its product as uncharacterized. The record is from RefSeq and is a predicted model, not a curated record. Bases 983 to 5605 code for a protein of 1540 amino acids. The transcript has 17 exons. Lineage: Eukaryota; Metazoa; Arthropoda; Insecta; Hymenoptera; Apidae.